CCGUGCAGAUGCGAGACUUAUGCUGGCGUCACACAGACGCACUCCUUCCCUUCCACGACGUCGCAUCGCCAGGGGAACUAUAGCGCACUUCUACACACACACACACACGCCCACGGAGCACGGCUCGCAGUACCAGUCGUGUAUGGCACCCCUGUCUAGCACCAUGAAUCCUGCGCAGGGACCCGUGAUGUCUCACGAAGCCACGAAGCUGCACGAGAGGGACGACACGGAGAAGGAGGGAAGCCAGACGCGCGAGACCAAGGGCUCCUCGCUCGCGGGAUGUAAGAGCAAACCGUUCAGUCUGCCGUUCAGUGUGGAAUCUUUGAUUUCCGACAGAGGCACGAGCCGGACAUCUUACUCCUCGCAUGAAGCGAGUAUAGUUCUGCCAUGUAAGCCAGUGUCCAUGUCCGUAACCGAGGACAGGCUCCGGUUGUCCCCCAUGGCACUUUACGCGGACAAGGGCUUCCAGGCGGACAGCGUCGCCGGCCUGGCGGAUAGCAAGAAGGCAGAUAUGGACAUGGAGCUCUCGGAAAAGGGCCAAAGCGGAUGGUUUCAGACGCCCUCCUACACUACUCCUCCACGCCAUUCGAGCCCCCCUCCAUGCACCCUUAGAAAACACAAGAAUAACAGAAAGCCACGGACUCCCUUCACCACGUCCCAGCUGCUGGCGCUGGAGAGGAAGUUUCGUCAAAAACAAUACCUCUCCAUCGCGGAGAGAGCAGAGUUCUCCAACUCCCUCAACCUCACGGAGACGCAGGUGAAAAUCUGGUUCCAGAACAGACGGGCCAAGGCCAAGAGAUUACAGGAGGCCGAACUGGAGAAGCUGAAGCUGGCCACCAAGCCUCUCCUCCCGGCCUUCGCCUUUCCUUUCCACCUCGGUGCGCACGUAGGCUCACCAGCCCUCUACGGACCAUCUGCGUCAUUCUCAAGGCCCUCGCUGCCUGUACCGGGACUCUUCGGCGCGCCAGUCACCUAUGGAAUGUAUUACCUGUCCUAAUCAAGAAACUCUGGCCGUGGCCGUGAGAUGUGAAGGCGACUAAUAGACUGUUAUGGUUGCUCUCCAGUGUGUAGAGAUAACUGAAAAAGCGAAUAUCUCUCUCUCUCUCUUUUUUUAAUGUCACAAUCCUGCCUUAUUGUUGAAGACGAGAGCACAUCACUCUGGCCUUUAAAUGCCUUAUAUUUUCCACACACAACACUCCGUAAAUUGCAGGGUUGAAAGAAGUUAAUCUCAACAGAGAGACGGUGCAAUGUAGACUUUUGGUAUAGGCCUCUUAAUUGUAGAUUCCAACGGAGCCGUGGAGAUUAGCUAGAUUCACAAAUGGCAGGCUAAGCAGAAGCGAUGUCUACUACAUUUUAAAGGGACACUGUAAAUCCAGAUUUUGACACUUGAGUAAAUGGCGAGUUUCAUUUGGUGAGAGCAGCAGGCCUGGCUGUGGCCAUAAAACGCGCUGACAAGCUGAGGAGGGGAGGCCGGGUAUUACUGCGGCCGCUGAGGGGGCACUGCGACUGGGCUGCCAAAACGCACUUCCCAGUCGACAACUAACACUAAACGGGACACUUUCAUGUCACUUGUAAAAAAAAGUAUGUGGAGUUGCUCUUUGAACUGCAAUUGCUCGUGAAGGAGACGAUGGCAGCGCGUGCGCCUGCUGCAUACUUAAGCUCCAGGCCCAUAACGACUCGUUGAAGGAACAUAUUUGACGACCCAAUUAUCGUCAGAGGACCAAAUAUUAUCAGCUUGCUACAAAUAUAUUUUUAUAUAAAUACACAAGAACCAAUCACAACUUGGGGAGUGACACCUUCAAACGUUAUAAAGUAGGCUAAUUAAAACUUUAAAAAAAACAAAAAAAUCCAAACAUUCCAGAAGCAAAACUGUUGAAGCUGCAUCUUUCUCAGGCCUCGUCCUGGGUCUAUGACCUCUGCACCCCGCGCGCUCUUAAAGACGCGUGUGUGGGGGAUUUUCUUGCCGCACAUCUUGAAGUUAAGAGGAUUAAUUUGAUUCUUUAUAAGGGAUUUUGUAUAUUGUUUAAUGGGGCGGAUUUUAAAAGCCGUCGGAAGCUCUUACGGAUACUUGUUUGCGCGUGUGUCCAUGCUAAAGUUAUUAGUUUGCUAGUAUGGAGGAAUAACCAAUAGAUUGAUAUAAUUUUUAAAAUACAAAAUGUAAUUUUCUGAUAUUUUUUUUCGAAACCACUUUUUUAAGUAAUACAAAAAACAAAUGCUGAUAUUUAUAUGCUGUGUUUACAUAUGCAUACUGUGUACAUCCAUGUAUAUAUAAUAUUUGUACAGAUAAAUUAGAUACAAUGCAUUUUGUACAAAAUAAAUAAACAUUUUAAAUGGUAAAAAUGUCUACUGUUUUUUUUAAAAAUAAUCUAUUAGAUGAUUUUGCUGUUUGGUUCUGUGAAAAUAUAAGGCCUAGUCUACACACCACACACUGACGCACUCAUGGAGACUAUUGCAAAGCUUUGCUUAACGUUAUGUCAUUUGACCAUGCAAUUACAAAUAGGAGUAAUUUAAUUUAUUUGCGUGAUUGUGUUCAUUUUUUGUUAGGCCUAUUUGUUUCUUCUGUUCUCCUAGGAAAUGGCAUCGUUGUUUAAAGGUGCGCGUAUUGAAAAACGUCAGAUGUUAAAUCUACCAAAGAGUCACCAGAAUGUACCCUAGCCUUAUAGCUCCACG
Molecule: messenger RNA, 2670 nt
Organism: Engraulis encrasicolus (European anchovy)
Lineage: Eukaryota; Metazoa; Chordata; Actinopteri; Clupeiformes; Engraulidae
Gene: msx3
Product: muscle segment homeobox 3
Exons: 2
Coding region: 20-997 (325 amino acids)
Biological process (GO): regulation of transcription by RNA polymerase II; embryonic morphogenesis
Cellular component (GO): nucleus
Molecular function (GO): DNA-binding transcription factor activity, RNA polymerase II-specific; RNA polymerase II transcription regulatory region sequence-specific DNA binding
Source: RefSeq, a predicted model, not a curated record